Molecule: messenger RNA, 846 nt
Organism: Camellia sinensis
Lineage: Eukaryota; Viridiplantae; Streptophyta; Magnoliopsida; Ericales; Theaceae
Source: RefSeq, a predicted model, not a curated record
AUGGCUUCCAUACGUACUUUGCCGCGUACUCAAUCCAAAAGCAAAGGCAUUGUCAUAGAGAAGUCAAGUAGUCUUGAAGAGACACAGACUCAGUUCAGCCACAAGGCCUCAUGGGACAAUGACUCAAUCCGAGUUUUCCUGCAAUUGAUUGCAAAUGAGAUUACAAAAGGAAACCGACCAUUCCUAGUCCUUAGCCGAGCUGGGUACAAGUCGUUGGCCAGGAAAUUUGAGAAAAAAACAGAAAGAAAACAUGGCCUCAAACAGUUGAAGAAUAAAUACAUGAGUUUGAAAAAAGAGUGGCAAACGUGGACAAAGUUGAUGGAUUCAAGCAAAGGAGUGUCAGGGAUAAGGUUUGACUGUGACACCGGUAUGUUUCAAGCACCUGAGGAGUGGUGGGACAAGAUGGAAUCGAUAAACAAGCACCAUUGGACCCCGGGAGAGAAACUUCCUGAAGCUGCUGAUAACUCAUCUGAUUCUGUGCAUAGUUUGGGAGCCCAGCCAUUUGCUGAUCCGAUACCUGCAGGAGUACAGGACGUGGAUUUAGAUUCUUCACUGGAGCCUGUUUCGAUUGAAAAGGGAAAAAGGAGAAAGACGCCAUCAACAAGUGUUUCAAAGUCGAAGAAGGUAACAAGUGAAGCGUCAGUUAUUGCGGAAAGCAUGAACAAUCUAACAGAUGUGGUGCGUACGAAGAAUCAGCAGGUUAUGGUGAGGCACCUCACAGGCAACGAAUCGAUGCACACUAUUUCGGAGUGCAUGCAUCGCCUGACGACUAUUCCAUCCCUAAUUGGUACAUUGCUAUUCCAUUUCACCUCGACACUUAUGGACAAUGCAGAUUACCGAAGGUGA